Molecule: messenger RNA, 681 nt
Organism: Aphanomyces astaci
Lineage: Eukaryota; Oomycota; Saprolegniomycetes; Saprolegniales; Verrucalvaceae
Exons: 3
Coding region: 1-681 (226 amino acids)
Source: RefSeq, a predicted model, not a curated record
AUGGAGCUCGAGUGCGACGACCGUGCAAAGCGGGGCACGUCGCGUGCUGAGCGCCUUGCCAUGCUUGAGUUCUUACGCAUUCCGCACAACUUUGCGUUGAUGACUGGCCAGGCCAGCAAAGGAAAGUCGGCGAAAGGUGGGCAGAGACUCACGAAAGCCCACGGCCAUGCCCUGAUGGCCGAAUACGUGAACAUGAUCGUUCGCGACAGCACACGAACGUGGACAACGCAGGACGCAAAGUCCAGAUACGAUGCGUACGUCUCAUCGUACAAGAAAGCACUUCGUUGGUGCGGUCCAAACAACAGCGGUCGAGGUCUUACUCAGAAGGACUACAAGCGAAUUGACGAGCCUGGUGAUUUUGAUGAGUCCUUUGUGUCCGAUUACAAGCCCAAUAGCAACACCGAGGCUGUUGACGACACCGAACCACGAAUGGAUAACGAUCCCGACGACCCCGACAAUGACGAGUAUUGGGCCGACAAUGACGCCCAUGACUCUGGCCACUAUGCAGCGCAAGCGACGGGUCCGUUGGCUGACAUCAACGUGCAUGCACCCGAUGCCCCCUGCUCUGCGCCAGGCAAACAGCCUUGGACUGGCAACCCGCACGACCACCAUACUCCGCCCGCGAGAAAGAUCACUGUCGCAAGCGGUCAACGACACGGCCACAAGGCUGACUCGUCGUAG